Messenger RNA from Helianthus annuus (common sunflower), 1212 nucleotides. Its product is annotated as phytochromobilin:ferredoxin oxidoreductase, chloroplastic. Gene Ontology annotation, molecular function: phytochromobilin:ferredoxin oxidoreductase activity; cobalt ion binding. Lineage: Eukaryota; Viridiplantae; Streptophyta; Magnoliopsida; Asterales; Asteraceae. Bases 83 to 1060 code for a protein of 325 amino acids. Gene Ontology annotation, biological process: phytochromobilin biosynthetic process. The record is from RefSeq and is a predicted model, not a curated record. The transcript has 8 exons.
UACGAAAGUAGAAACCUGUGCGGCUGUCUUCUGGAUUGCUGUCUGCACACGCACCGAGCUUUCAACUGCAAACCUUUCAACAAUGGAGUCUUUAUCUUCCUCAACUUUCUUACCUGCUGCAACCAUUAAACCUCAUCCAUUGUCUUCAAGAACCAAACACAAGAGAUGCCCAUGUUCAAUGAAAGUUGUUUCCACCUUUUCAUACCAAAACUUUGUUCAGUUUGCUUUGGAUGAAACCAAACUCUUAACUCCAGACCUCACUCCUUCUUACUUGCAGGAUGAUUUCAGUACCUUAAAGGCAGUGGAUGGGAAGACAGAGCUUAAGAUGUGUUCGUUUCAAGCUCCGAAAAUCAGAUUACUUCGCAGUCUUUCUAUCGAACAAAGUGAUGGCAUGCAGGUGCUAGAUUUGGCUGUCUUCCCCGAAGCAGAAUUUGACCUCCCGAUAUUUUGCGCCAACUUUUUCACCUCCGGUAACACAAAUAUCGUUGUACUGGACCUGAAUCCGUUGCAUGAUGUAAUAAAUGAAACGCCGUACAAGCAAAAGUAUUAUAGAAGCUUGAUUCCUCUCGGCCUGAAGUACGCCGAGCUUUUACCUUGGGGAGGAAAACUCACCGGCGAGUCUUUGAAAUUCUUCUCGCCAAUAGUCAUAUGGACGAGGUUUUCUUCAAGUCAUGAAAAGCACGAUAUUUUGUUUUCGGCAUUCACAGAUUACUACAAGGCUUGGCUCGGUUUGAUGAAUCAGGCAACAAAGGAGACUGACGUUUCUCAAAUAAGUUUGAAUCGUGAGGCGCAACAUAGGUAUUUAACAUGGAGAGCCCAAAAGGAUCCAGGCUACAAUCUUCUCAAAAGAUUAAUUGGGGAGACUCUUGCAGAGGAUGUGGUGAAGAAGUUCCUUUUCAAUGGAGUGAAUGAGCUCGGGAACAAGACGUUUCUAGAUUACUUUCCGGAGUAUGAGCGUGGGGACGGGUCAAUAAAUGAAAAACGAAGCGUUGUUGGCAAGUCGUUUGAGAACCGCCCUUGGGAUGCUCAAGGGGUAUUUAUCGGUGAUACUUUUGGUUAAGUUCAUUGCUAUUGUGUAUGCAUGUUGAUACUUGGUAUGCUUAGUUAAGUUCAUUGCUAUUGUGUAUGUAGUGGAGGAUCAUAAUAUUUGAUUUCGUUGUAUACGAUGUUAGAUUUAAUCCUGUUCAAUAUAUUCGCAUAAUCAUUGACACA